Molecule: messenger RNA, 594 nt
Organism: Cricetulus griseus (Chinese hamster)
Lineage: Eukaryota; Metazoa; Chordata; Mammalia; Rodentia; Cricetidae
Source: RefSeq, a predicted model, not a curated record
CGGUGCUCAAUCAGGUGGCCGGGUUGCUGGGCAGCGGGGAAGGCGGCCAGACUGAGAGUUGGACGGACGCGGUGCGCCUGGGCCUGGAAGGCUGCCAGCGCCUCUACCCAGUGCUGCAGCAGUGCUUGGUGCGAGCUGCCCGCCGGAGGGGCGCCGCCGCCCCGUCCUGAUUGGAAAACCCGAGCAACAAGGAUGCGGAUGACUGCUGAUGUCCUUCUUUCCCAAACGGCCCGGCUGCUGGUCGCCUGCCUUGGCCGAGCUGAGAAACGAGAGUGGGAGGCAGCGCACACUGAACCGAAGCGCUGGACAGCUGUGUUGGAACGGUUUAAAGGGCCUUAGCAGCCUUACUCCCAAGUUGGAAAGGACUUCGGCUGGAUUACCUGGUAAAUGAGCUGUGUUCUUGUAAGGGAUGGACCCUGUGCAGGCCAGCCAUUGGCUCCAGUGUAUGAUAAACUGCUUCUUUUGAGAGGAUGGACAAGGGACUUUGCCUUCUCACUACCCGAACUAAAACAUAAAAACCUUUUUUAUACCUGAAAAUACAUCUUGUGGCUUUUCUUGGUACUACAGUUAGAAACAAUGCCGUUUUGAACUGGG